AUGGACGGUCGGCGUCUCGCGCCGGCGGACGCGCGCGAGGCGCGCGAGACGGCGGACGCGCGCGAGACGGCGUGGAAGGUGGACGUGCGCGCGCUCGAGCGAGAGGCGCGUCGACGGCGCGCGACGGACGCGCGCGGAGGCGCGGACGCGGACGACGCGGACGCGGGCGACGACGGUGGGAAGGCGGGACGCGCGACGCCGUUGGCGGUGGUGUGUCAGGACGUGCGGUACGAGGUGAGGGAUCGUAAGACGGGCGCGACGACGCGGUUGCUGGACGACGUCAGCGCGGUGUUUCCUCCGGGGGGGGCGUCGGCGCUCAUGGGUCCGUCGGGGGCGGGGAAGACGACGCUGCUGGACGUCAUGAGCGGGAGGAAGACGCAGGGACGCUUGCGCGGGCGCGUCGUCGUCGGUGCCGAGCCGGCGACGAAGGCGGCGUUGAAGACGUGCGCGGCGUACGUCGAGCAGUUUGAUUGCUUGCUCGCGUCGUUGACGGUGCGAGAAACGUUGAUGUAUCAAGCCGAGUUAAAGCGAGGCGCGGAAGGUUUCGACGCCAAGGCGCGCGAGGAGCAAGUGAAUCGAUUGAUCGAAGACUUGCAGUUGGAAAAGUGCGCCGACGUCGUCGUCGGCAGCGCUUUGUCGCGAGGGAUUUCCGGCGGGCAAGCAAAGCGCACGAACAUCGGCAUAAGUUUGGUCACUCGUCCUCGUAUUUUGUUCUUGGACGAGCCCACGAGCGGAUUGGAUUCGAAAACUUCGUACGAUUUGAUGCGAGUCAUUCGAAAAUUUUGCGACACCGCCGGAGUCACGGUCAUCGCCACCAUUCACUCGCCGAGCUCGGAGGCGUUUCGUCAAUUCGAUCGUCUGUUGAUGCUGAAGAAUGGCAAAGUCACCUACGCGGGUCCAUUAUUCGGCGAAGAGGGCGCAGAGACGUACUUUUAUUCGCUCGGGUUUUACUUUGAUCCGAACGAUAACUUUGCGGAUUUCUUAAUCGCCACCGCGGGCGACGAUUCGACGGAUUUUGCCAGAGAGUUUACGGCGAGUUUUCAUCACAAGCGUAAUCGCGACGAAGUGCGCAAGUACGUGCGAGAAGUGGUGAAUCGGCGGGAAGCAGGCGACACGCGAUCUCUGCUGCUCGCAAACGCCCCAAAACCUGUCGGUUUUGCGAGCGCCGUGCGCACGCUGUUAAAGUACCGCACGUCUCGAAAUUACCGCGACGCGCAAUUCGUCGGCGCGCGCUGCGCCGGGCACCUCAUAUUCGCCGCCGUCAUGGCGACCAUGUACGCGGGCCAAGGAAAGGUCAUGUCACUCGACGCCCAAAUCAACGUCUCUAACAUGCUGUUUAUGAACAACGUCCUCCCCGCGUUCGCUGCGAGUGGAUACUUGCCUUCAAUCUUGAUGGAACGCCCACUUCUGUACCGCGAGCUCGACGACGGAUGUUACCCACUCUUGGCGUACAUCGCGUACAAAAUCAUCGAAGAAGCACUCGUGGCGCUCAUUGUCUCACUCGUUGCGACUGCGAUCUUAUACAACGCCGCAGGUCUGCGAGGCAACUUCUUCGUCGAUUGGCUCGCGUACUUUGGCAUGCAACAAUGCGGCGGCGCCGUCGCCUACCUCUGCGCCGCCGUCGCCCGCGACGUCGACGCCGCCAACGCCAUCUUACCCGUGUACAACGUCCUUCAGGUCCUUUUCGCCGGUGUUUUACUCAACAUCAACGACGUCCCGCGCGCUUGGACCUGGUGGCCACCGACGUUAUUCGUUCGAUACGGCUGGAAGGCGCAAAUGCUCAACCACUUCGCUCGCGUCGAGCCUCCCGUCUUUCUCGCCGACGACGGCUCCCUCGUCGGCGUCACCUCGUAUUACGACGUCACCGGCACGACGUCGUCUAAUCUCGGUUUCGUGUACUUGCUCUGGGCGUGUUGGCUCGUCGUCGCCGCCGUCUGCACCGCGAGCGUGCGCCACCAAAAUCGUUAG
This is a messenger RNA of Ostreococcus lucimarinus CCE9901, 1968 nucleotides long. RefSeq names its product ABC(ABCG) family transporter: multidrug (ABCG). Bases 1 to 1968 code for a protein of 655 amino acids. Gene Ontology annotation, cellular component: membrane. NCBI's taxonomy places the organism in Eukaryota, Viridiplantae, Chlorophyta, Mamiellophyceae, Mamiellales, Bathycoccaceae. Gene Ontology annotation, molecular function: ABC-type transporter activity; ATP hydrolysis activity; ATP binding. The record is from RefSeq and is a predicted model, not a curated record. The transcript has a single exon.